This is a messenger RNA of Heterobasidion irregulare TC 32-1, 708 nucleotides long. RefSeq lists its product as uncharacterized. Lineage: Eukaryota; Fungi; Basidiomycota; Agaricomycetes; Russulales; Bondarzewiaceae. The transcript is spliced from 4 exons. Bases 1 to 708 code for a protein of 235 amino acids. The record is from RefSeq and is a predicted model, not a curated record.
AUGCUCCUUCUAGCUGCUACUCCCGAACGGCGUCUCCGCACUAGCCGUCAGUCUUCCAACUGGGCCUGUCUGGCGCCAAACGAGCCAGCGCACGCAUCUCUCGGCGUGGCCUGUAGAACAACACGCUUGGCACUUGCCUCGCUGAGAUGGCGCCUUCUAGGUCGCGCAAAGACCUCGCGGCCUAUCGCGGCCACCUUUGUGGUGGGAUUGAAUCGGCGGACAGGACCGGCGCUCGGCACGCUGCGCGUGGUUGUGGGCUCGGGAUGGCUCGUGCACCGCAUGGGCUAUCCUGCAUUCUCACGCACGACUCUGGCAUCCUGGGGCGUUCGAUUGGCCAGCCAUGAGCUGAGCGCCGGUCCGAGCGCAUACGGGACAAAGCAAUGUCCGGCUCACAACCCAAGGGGCUCGUCGAGGGCGCUCGAGGCGACUCGGGCGACGCAAGGAGGGCAUGUCGCGGACAUGGAAACGACGCAACGUGGUGAUGCACCGGUGAUGCCCGUGCACGCGUCGGCCGUUCGCUGGCAGCCGACGCGCGUCGGGGGCGGGCCUUUCCCACCGCGUGCGCGCCUGCUUCCCAAUGCGGCGACGACGGUGACUCGACGCGGGACUGUUCUCACGCUCGCGUCGCCCGUCCCACCGCGUGCGACGCCGCUCGGUGGAUAUCCCAUCUGCCACGGCUCCGGCGGUGCCCAGAAAUGCGCGCCGUGA